Moneuplotes crassus is the source of this 1891-nucleotide messenger RNA. Lineage: Eukaryota; Ciliophora; Spirotrichea; Euplotida; Euplotidae. The record is from the annotation of a GenBank genome assembly.
AAUUUAUCCCCACGUGUAAUGAAGAUGCAAUUUACAAAUAUGAGAAUGUUUCAAAAUUACUCUAAAAUUUUCAGUAUAUUUACUAAAUCAGAUCCUCUAAAACAACAUUGUUUAAGACGCUAUUCUACGAUUCUAGAAAAUACAAUAAAUGUUGAUAAAGAAUGUAAGACGAAAGAUAUCUCAAUUUUCAAGAAGUGGGCUCCUGAGGACUCAUUGCAGUACUUUCGUCAGACAAGAAAAUGGUUUCCUAAAGCUAGUUUUUCUAAUGACUCAGCUCGGCCAUUUAGGGUAAUGACUUAUAAUGUCCUCGCAGAAUGAUAUAAAGAGGAGCAAGAUUAUGGAGACACUAGUGAUGAGAUCCUCUCCUGGGAAUUUAGACACAAAUUAAUUAUUAAAGAACUAGAUCAGCAGAGAUACCUUGAAGAUGUGAAAAUUGAUCAUAAUGAUCCGUCAGACACUUCUCCAGAUAUAAUCUGUUUUCAAGAACUUUAUGAUGAGAAAUUAACAAAUUAUCUUACUAAUGACGCUUCUAAAUAAAUAUGAAUAUAUAAGCAGAAAGAAAGGAGCUGAUAAGUUGGAUUCCAUUGCUAUUUUCUGGGAUACAGAUCUUUUCGAGCACAUAGAUAACUGGGCUAUUUAUUUCAACUCAGGAAAGGAAUGCAAAAUUUACAAUAAAGCUCAGGUAGCUCAAUUUGUUGCUCUAAAGCCUAAAAAUCCUUCAUAUUUCACUGUCACCACCACACCAUCCCCCAAGUCCCAAAUCCUUCUCAUCGCAAACACACACCUAAUUUUCAACAAUUCCCGAGGCGAUAUCAAACUUUCCCAAAUAGACUUGGUCCUAAAAUCCCUUUCAUACCUAAAAUCCCACCUACAAGCCCUCCACGAAGACUGCUGCAUAAACUUUCUGCUCUGCGGUGACUUGAACUGUAUCCCAAACAGUGGCAUUUACACUUACAUUAGCACAGGAUCUUACGACUGCUUAACGAUGAAGAAGAACGAAAUGAGUGGGCAAAAGUUCGCGUUCAAGAGGAAAACGUAUAAACAUAAGUACACACAAAAAGAUUGAGAAUUAGAAGAACAGAUUGAAGAAAAACAUCAGAAAUUUAUUAGGGGUGUGAGGAAGUUGAGGAAGAUUAAGGAGAAUGUAGGUAAUAAGACACCUUAUUGGGUCAGGAAGAUCCAGUCAGCGAAGAUUGAGGGUAUUGGGAAAGAGGGGAUAUUGGAGUUCUCAGUUGAGGAAGAUACCCCAGAGCUUAUGGAGAAAUGAGAUGAGUUAGAUAUUGCUCUCAAGAAGUUUCAUGAAGCUGCGAUUACGGACAAAAAUGAUAAGAAAAAGCGCAGCAAGAUGAGUAAAGAUGAUAUGAACUUGCUCAUGCAGGAGAUGCCUGAUUUGAUACUUAGGAGCCCUGUAGGGCCCUUAAUAAGCUCUUAUGCAAAAGUAAUGCAAGAUUUCUUAGAUUUAAUUACUGGAUUUGUUGAUGGGGCUGAUUCUAAUACCAAACUAGAACAGAUUCUAGGAGGAACUGAAAAUGUGCAUGCUUUAUUAAAGUCAGAACUAUUCAGAUCGAGGAUUUUUAACGGAGGAAUGGUUCCUCCAAUGAUAAGCGAUGAAUCUAAUCUCUUAGGGAUAGACACUAAAGAGUUUGUUAAUUAUUGGAAGAAUCUAACCAAAGAGCAAUCAUAUUCCUAUUUCACAGAAAUGCAUGGAAUGCUAGACUAUAUUUGGUACUCAGGAGAAGGUAUCGAAGCUGUAAGAACUCUAAAUGUUCCAAAUUUCUAUAAGGAGCUUCCAUUUGAAAUGUCACCGAACGAAGUGACUCCUUCCGACCAUUUCCCAAUGAUGGCAGAAUUUAUUCUCAAAUAAUUAGUGGUCAAUAUAUUUUGAAAUAAA